This is a messenger RNA of Schistocerca cancellata (South American locust), 843 nucleotides long. RefSeq lists its product as uncharacterized. Lineage: Eukaryota; Metazoa; Arthropoda; Insecta; Orthoptera; Acrididae. The record is from RefSeq and is a predicted model, not a curated record. Bases 1 to 696 code for a protein of 231 amino acids. The transcript is spliced from 4 exons. Gene Ontology annotation, molecular function: protein binding.
AUGUAUUUUCUCAAGCAGGGCAAUGACCAAGAGCAGCUUCAGGAACCUGAAAGCCUUGACUGUAAAGGAUGGCGGCAGAGAGAGAAACAGCCAGAUGGCGAGAGCUGUAAGAGAGGUGUCGAUAAGACGAUCACGUAUGCAUCUCUAGAACUGCGCCGAAAAGCGCGCAGGCCUUACGCAAGAGGGCACGCUCCAUUCAUCUGGCGGCGGGGCCGUACGAGCGGCGUUCGGCGCGGCGCUGCGGGCCGCUUAUUGGUAAACAGCACGUGGUGGCGCCGGCGGUGGUGGGGUGGCGUCGCGAAGGGAGUACGUCUCGCGGCCCACAGACAGCCUCCGCAGCAAUCCGCCGCCGCCCGCCGUCGCCGCAGCACGCAGACGCUCCGCAUAGCCGCCGCAGACCUCCCGCAGACCAGCCUCGCCUCUUCCGCUCUGCUCCGACACUCGCCCGACAUGAAGCUGCACGUCGCCGCUUUCCUCGCGCUGCUGCUAGCCGCCUUCCUCAGUGAGGGCGGCAGCGCGCCGCGGCCGGACCCGCGCUGGCUGUGCGAGAGCCUGCGCUGCCCGCCCGUCGUCUCCCCCGUCUGCGGCGUCGACGACACCGGCGAGCUGCGCACCUUCCGGACCGCCUGCCACAUGGAGCUCGCUCUCUGCCACGAGAAAAAGUACUUCGUGAUGCUGAAGCCCGGCGAAUGCUGACGCAGAUGAAGACACGGACCAUCAUCGUUAUUUAUUACGCUAAUUGCCAGCAUGACAAUAAGAUAUAUUUAUCCCAUAUUUCAUGCAAAUACUAUCAUUAUAUUUUCUAUUAUUAACAUUUGUAUUUAAUAAAUAAGUAUUUUUUAA